AUGAUGGAGGCAAUAGGAUUCAGACAAACUAAAUGGAAACGAGUAAGCUGGAACACCAAUGUUACAGCCAUUCAGCUCUCGCCGACGUUGGAUAAAACUUGUCAAAUUCCAAGGGAUGAAAGAUCCAAUAUCAGCAAUAUUACGCCCAACUCCAAAGAUGACAAGAAGCCAGCGGCCUACGACAAUGACAGGGAGAAAUCCAAGUUGAAUCCUGAACUAGCCAUUUGCAGAGGAUGCCUGCAAGGGCUCUCGACGACAAUACCAUGCGAUCAAAGCUUAGGUGAAAAACCCACCAACUCAUCGUUGAACUGUAAACCUUCUCCUUUAUUUUUGUCACCUUGUGGUAUAAAACGUGCACUGCUUGUCGGAGUUACUUACAAGAACUGGAAGUACAAGCUCAAGGGAACUGUGACUAAUGUCAAGAAUAUGAGGGACUUGUUGAUCGAUAGCUUCUUUUUCAAACCAGAGAACAUCCUCGUUCUCACAGAAGAUGAGACAACCGUAUCUAACUCCGACAAAGAAAAACAUAGAAACAUCGUUCAAAUGGCUUGUGAAGGAUUGCCAGGUUGGUGAUUCACUAGUGUUUUAUUUCUCCGGCCAUGGCUUGCGGCAACGAGAUUUCACUUCGGACGAACUUGAU
This is a messenger RNA of Manihot esculenta (cassava), 640 nucleotides long. RefSeq lists its product as uncharacterized. The record is from RefSeq and is a predicted model, not a curated record. Gene Ontology annotation, molecular function: cysteine-type endopeptidase activity. Lineage: Eukaryota; Viridiplantae; Streptophyta; Magnoliopsida; Malpighiales; Euphorbiaceae. Bases 1 to 573 code for a protein of 190 amino acids. The transcript has 2 exons.